UUGCAUUUUAUUAAUUAUUAACAAUCUUUUGUGGUGAAUCUCUUAUUCUCUGCUAUAUCAUCUGCAUGUUCCUUUCUGAAAUAAAGAGUUUCUGCCUUUUUCUGGCAGUUUUUGGCCUUUGCCUGGCAGAACUGAGGCCAGCCACAGCCAGGCUGCAGAAGCUGAUGGACCUGCCAUCAUCCCUGGGGUUUCCAGUCGCCUUCUUCUGCCCACAUACUCCUCCAUUUCCAUGGCCCCUCUCUUGCAGAAGAGAGGCAAGACUCUGAAAAAAUUAUUACUGCUGUAUGCACAAGCUAUUGGAGAUAUUUUCGGACAGUGACACUUCCUAAUCUCCUACGCUGCAAGCUUUGGCACGUUUGUCCACUGGUUGCGUGACAGUGUAAUUCCAUAGAACCGCAGAAUGGUUUGAGUAGAAAGGGAUCUUGGAGAUCUAGUUCCAACCCCUCAGGGGUGUCUCAUCAGCGAAGGUUUCAGACGCUCCCCUCGCCAAGAGAGGUACCCUCGUCCCAGUGCGGCCAGACGCUCCCCGCUGCCCGCGGCAGGCUGGUGCCGGGCAGGGGGCGGCGAGGCCGCAUCACGCAUGGGAACGGAAAGCUCCGGCCCAGGUUUCCGGGCUUCCCGGCGUCCGGGCACCAUCCGGGGGAAGCGUUUAAGCGACGGCAGCCACGGGUUGGCUGGCGAUGGUGUAUGUAGGAUGGAUGUGUCUUUUAAGAUAAUGCUUUGGAAAAUACAUGGAAAACAGGGGCAAAUGAGAUGUGCUAACCUCGAGGAGCUGUAGUGCUUGAUGCUGAUUUCUGUGUUAAAGAUCAUGUUUCUGGGACCUGUGGGAUCUCUGCUGAGAAAACAUACUGCUUCUACAGCCUGCCACUUAAGUGCACAAUUGAUGAUUUCACUUGAAAUAUUCACCUGAAGAAAUUAACAAUAGGCAAGGUAUAACUGCUUUUUAACAAUGUUAAGAAUUCAGCAUUGUGUAACAGCUAACAGGAUACCCAAGAAAAAGCCAUAUAUUUGUGACAUUUGCUAUAAGCAGUUUGAAACUCCAUCAAAAUUAGCAAGACAUUAUCUGAUACAUACUGGUCAAAAGCCAUUUGAAUGUCAUGUGUGCUAUAAAACAUUUAGGCAGUUGGUCCAUCUGGAGAGGCAUCAGUUAACCCAUAAUCUGCCUUUUAAGUGUAUUUUUUGUCACAGAAACUUCAAAAAUGUAAUUACUUUAUUGAAGCAUCAGCAGCUUCAUAAUGAAAAUUAUCAGAAUAGUAUCAAACAAGAAGAAAAAUAUGUGAGUUCUGAGCAGGACAGGGUCACUUGUGGCGUAUUUCAACGUUCUGUGUGCUGGAAGUCUUUCUCAGCUGAAGAGAGGUGGAUGCUGUAUCAGUGUCAGAAGGCAGAUCGUCUACAUGGUACCGGAAGGAGAAAGAAAACUCACAUUUGUGAAUCAUGUAACAAGACAUUUCCGUCAAGAUCUAAGCUAGAACGACACUUCCUUAUUCACACUGGUCAGAAGCCUUUUAAGUGUUCUUCUUGUGGCAAAUCUUUCAGACAGUCAACACAUUUGAAAAUCCAUCAGCUCACACACACGGAAGAAAGGCCUUUUCGGUGCUGCUUUUGUCAGAAGGAGUUUAAAAUACAGAGCAAACUCAUGAAGCACAAACAACUCCAUGCCAGAAAUAAGACUGUCUCCAAUAUCAUAUACAAAGGAAAAACUAAAUAUCUCAGACUACAGAAACUGUCAGAAAGAAAGAUGGAUAGUUUUGAGAAUGCUGACACACUCAAGUUGCUGGAGAAUGACCCAUGUGAUGUUUAUUCGAUUUAUGUCAUACCGUUUCAGUGUCCAGAGUGUGAGCAGUGUUUUGAAACAGAGGAAGUCCUAAAUUUGCAUAAAUGUUGUUAUCUAAGAAAUGAGAAAAGCUCAAAUUGCACAACAGCACGCAGCUGCACAGUCAGCAUGAAAAGUAAGAUCCUGAUGAAGCUAAAGUGCACUGGAGGAAAGGUAUCAGAUUUUUCUGUGACUGGCAGAGAAAAAAUGAAAUCAGGUCACUUUAGGAGUCCUGACCUGGUUGCAGUUAGAGAUCACCAUUCUGAUAAGAAUGUUUCCACUAAAUCUUUCAAGGACUGCUGUAGCAAGCUUGAUCUGUGCAAGGCAGUUAGUUGGAUGAAAAGAAGGUUUGCUGUGCCAUUAUACGGGCAGGAGCACCUAGAACCUCUCAAAGUAGGAAUUAAUUUAAAAGGUGUGCUUACUGGUGAAAGCAUGUUAAGCAUCAAUGAUGCUGUGUGUAAUAGGGGCGAUGCUUUUUAUGGUUCAUUGGAUGAUGGCUUCUUUGAUAAUCCAGAAGUACUUCACUAUGCUUUUUCAGCUCCUACUAAAGAUAUACAUAACAGACACAAAGUGUGUAAAUGUGACAGAUGUGAAAAAAUAUUUCCAUCUUCAUCCAAACUUCAAAGACAUUACCUUAUACACACAGGACAGAAGCCCUUUGGCUGUAGUGUUUGUGGGAAGACAUUCAGACAGUCAGCUCACUUAAAAAGACAUCAGCUCACCCAUUCUGAAAAGAACUCCUAUCAAGGCCCUGUUUGCCAGGUAGAAUUUGAAAAUCUGAACAAACUUUUCAAUCAUCAGGAAGAUCACAUUGAAUUUGAGUCUUCUCAGCCUGUAGGUUAUUCAGGUUAUUCUCAAGCACCUUCACAGGCGCCUGGCUUUCAAGAAUUUGAGCUGACUCAGUCAAAUCAAGCAGCUGAAAUCAAAGUUGAAAUUGAGUCAGGGGACAUUGUUUUUGACACUGGCAGUAGAAACACAGAGCCUUACUUGUGUAGUAAAUUGUUGGAAACAGAGCAAAGCUGUUAUAGUUAGUGGCACGAUUUUUCUGAAAGUAUUGAAAAAAGGAAAUUGUAUCAGUGCAGUCUCUGCUUUAAGACAUUUAAAUCACCUUCUGAGCUUGAAAGUCAUUACUUGAUGCACUGGACAGAAGCCAUUUGAAUGUUCAGUUUGUGGUAAAAAUUUCCGACAGUCUCCACAUUUGAAAAGACAUCACCUUACUCACUUUAAAGAAAGGCUAAAGCUGAGUUCCAGGCAGCAACAACCAAAGACUAUAUUGUUUUUGUUGAACCUGGACACUGUCCCCUGAAAUUAUACAUUAACAUUUUUGAUUGCAUGAUUAUUAAAAGGAUUAUGCUAAACUGAACAGCUGACUGAACAGGUUUAUCUUUUUAUGUUGUGAAGCCGACCUGAUGAAGAGUUAAUUUGCUGUUUUCAGAACUGCCCACUUGAUUAUAAUAUCUGGUAACUAUGAGAAGACGGUUAAAAACAAAGCAAUAAGAAAGCUACUUCAUAUUUCGUUUCUUAAAAUGUAUUUUUAAAUACACAUUUUUACUGCGUUGAUGGUGUUGUGGCAUUCUGCAGUGCUCCAUACUUUUUCCUGUAUAGUAUUUUUAUGAUACUAAGCUGUUCAAUGAUAAUUUUCAAAAAGUAAAGACAAAAAGGCAACUUCUGGAAUACAGGAGAAAUGGUCACACUUUUUUCUUCUGGCUUCCUGUACAUUGCAAGCAAGUAUUCAAAUGUUGUGUACAUUUGCUGUAUUUAGUUCACGCUUUUUUUCAAAAAGAGUGAAAGUUAAUUUUAGAUGAACAAGAUGCAGAAAAAAGAAAAAGCUGAAGAAGUGGAAAAUAAUAUUUAAUGAGGAAAAACUGUUGCCUAGCAUUAUAGAACAGUUAAUACAGAAAAAAACCAACUCCACAUUUGUAAUGUGCUUGGAGAUCUAUGGGUGAGAAAUUAGAUCUUUUCCUUAUUUAUGGUAAAAUGAAUAGAUAGUGCUAAACUAGCAGGGAUUAUAUUCAAUCCCUUUUACCACAUAGUUAUUUCCACUUCUUGCAGUAUCCCUUUUCUAUAUUUUUUUCAUUCUAUAUUGAAUUAUUUUUCUGCGAGCAAAAAAUUAUCAUGGAUAGUACACAUGCAGUUAUCUGUUCCUUCUGUUGUGCAUAUUGCACCAGUAAAAGAAAUGUUCUCUAAGGUGUGAUAAAGCAGGCAAGUAGUUUUGUUGGGAAAUCGUGUUCUUGUUACAUUAAAUAUAAGAGACUAAAAAUGACUUUUAGCUCAGAAUAAGUAGUUUUGGUUUUGUGAGUAGAAUCUGUGGUUAUAAUUCUGGUAAGUAGAGAGCUUUAGCUGCUGUUCAUGUGGGUCUGGCAAAAAGUGUAAGUGCAGUGGAGCUUUCCUCGAGAAAAGAAUGAAGUUUCCUUUUUCUUUUUCUUUUUUUUUCUGAAGAAGAAUCAUAGAAUCACAGAAUGGCUUAGGUUGGAAGGAACCUUAAAGAUCAUCUAGUUCCAACCCCCUGCCAUUGGGCAGGGAUGCCAUCCACGUCCCCAUCCAACCUGACCUUGGACAACCUCCUGGGAUGGGGCAUCCGCAGCUUCUCUGGGCAGCCUGCUCCAGUGCCUCCCCACCUUCUGUGUAAAGAAUUUCUUUGUAACAUCUAACCUAAACUUGUGGUACAUUUUCCUUUGUCAUGCAACUCCUGAAUAUUUUAAUCCUGAGGUUUUUUAUCCUAUAUCUAAAUUAACAGAACUGUAAGUUAUGUGGCGUUCUUUUCAUUAUUUAAAUAUUUAAGUGAACUUUUUUUGUUGUUGUGAUGCGAUUUCUCUAGGUCUUGUCGUGGCGUAAGCUUUGUAGUAGUUGAUAUAAACGAAGGAUGAACAGAGUUCUUACCAUAUUUUUGUGUGUGUUAUUAUUUCCCACUUUCAGAGAGAAUGAAAUAGUUACUCUGAUUUUUAUAUGAUGGGCUAAUUCAGUAUCAUAAGAACGACUGUUGUUAUAUACUAGAUUUUUUUUCUUUCCAGGUGAGUUGUUUUAUACUGAAAGAAAAUACUUCAUAAAACAUUUUGCAAGUGUAUUGUAGAGCUCUUAAGAUACUUCUAAUAAACUAUUUUAUUUAUAUUGCA
Messenger RNA from Numida meleagris (helmeted guineafowl), 4926 nucleotides. It is a transcript of the gene ZNF770, whose product is annotated as zinc finger protein 770. Gene Ontology annotation, molecular function: RNA polymerase II cis-regulatory region sequence-specific DNA binding; DNA-binding transcription factor activity, RNA polymerase II-specific. Gene Ontology annotation, biological process: regulation of DNA-templated transcription. The coding region runs from base 950 to 2845 and encodes 631 amino acids. Lineage: Eukaryota; Metazoa; Chordata; Aves; Galliformes; Numididae. The record is from RefSeq and is a predicted model, not a curated record. The transcript is spliced from 3 exons.